CUGGCAAUCAGCAUUCAAUAUGGGAAAAUCUCAAACGAAAAAGAGAACGGCUAGACACAACCCUAUUAGAGUACCAGAUACGCAUCAAAAAUCAUCUAAUACGAACCACACUCAAGUUAUUCCCGUAUUGGAAAAGUUUAAAUCAGCAAAUGCAUCAGAGAGAGUAUGGGCUUGUGCAGCGACUACGAAUUUAAUAGCAAAUGAUCCAUCCACUCGUAGACUGUUACAAUCUAAGGGCGUUAUCACUUUAUUAAUUGAGAGAUUAUCGGACAAUGAACCUGACGUUAUAAAUGAAUCAACUGGUUCACUUAGAAACCUCUGUAUAGAUGGUGGCCCUGAAAUUUGUGCUGAAAUGUUCAAUAAGAACGUCUUAGCACCAUUAAAAACUCAUAUUACGAACAUUGUUUCAAUCGUCGAACGUAUCGUACAAGGUGAACAGCCGUCAGAUCAUGAUGAAAUCUCCUGGAGAAGAAUCAUUUGGACUUGGAUUGAGAAUAUUGUCACCAUCUUCUGGUGUUUAUCUGAAACCUCAAAUAAAGCUUUCAAAGCUGUAAAUGAUCUCUCAUUACCUCCAUUCUUGGUUGCGUUUUUAAAGAAGGAUCUUAGAAAAGUAACACCAUUAUCAACCACAAUAGCUGCUUCUCAGUGCUUAUUUAUCCUCUCUGAGGACAAUGCAAGCUUUAAAAAACACUUCCAUGACAACCCUGGUGAUUGUACAGCUUUAGUAGAUAUCAUCUCAGAUCCAUUCGAGAAGGCAGAUCAAGUUAAGGCGACACUCUCGAAAAUUCUUUCUUGUGGUAUCAUUCGUAACAUUUCUCCAUUACCUGCCGUCGUUCCAGCAGCUGCCGUCGCAAACGACAGCAACACAAUUCUUCCUAUCCUCUUCUCAUGCUUGAAUGCAGACUUAAAUGCACUUUCUAAUGAAAGUGAGUCAUUAGCUGCUAACUUGCCGGCAAUAACUUCCAAACAAAAUAAUAAUACGACAGAUCACAAGUCGAAUGAAGAAAAGAGAUUGGAUGAGAUUGAGCUUGUAAUGAUCACCCUUCAAAGCAGUCUUGAUGUUUUGACUGGUUAUUGCUCCCAAAUACCAGAGGGUGACUUUGAAUUGAAUGAUACAGAGGAAAAUGAAGCUGAAGAGAUGGAAGAAGAAAUGCAAGAAGAUAUUGAUGCCAUCAUUGAGGGUGACUCACAAGCUCAAGACAAUGAAAAUGAAAUGAAUGAGGUCAAACCUAUUGCAACUACAUCAAUCAUCCCAUCAUCUUUACUUACAUUGUUCAAUCCUGAAGUAGAGUUACACAAUAAGUUAAUAAAGUUAGCAUAUCCAACCUCCAUGUCACUCUUACGUUCUAGUAUAUCUGCUAUUUCACCACAUUCUCCAACGACUGCACAUCUUUCAGUCGUACACUUACGCGCUUUAGAGGCUUUACAAAACUUGCUCUUAUCUUUAGCACGUUAUGCACCAUCACCAUCUAGUCCAACUUCUGAAGAAGAAGCGGAAGCAUGGUCUUCUUUGAAGCAGCAAUUGAAUCCAACUCUCUCACAGUUGUGGGCUGGAUUAUUUGAAAUUGGACAAGCUAUCGAACCAUGUGAAGUAAACAACUUUACAAUUAGAACUCAAUCGGCUAGAUUUGGAUGUAUAGAGAAUUUAGUUGGUUGUAUGCUUGGUGUUUCUAAAGUUUUAGGAGAAGAUUUACAAUUACAAUCAUCAGAGAUUACUGCACUUAUUAAUAUGUACAAUGUCUCAACAUCAGGUGCGCUUAAAAGUAAAGUAGUUGGUACACUUGGUGGACUUGCACGUCGUCAAGAUAAAAUUGAAGAUAACAGAAUUAUCGGAAACUUCCUGAUUGACUUGCUAAAUAAAUUGCCUCAAGUUGCUUCACAAGCUACAGAUGAAUCGACGACUGCAGAAGUCGCGAUCGCAAUUCUUAAUGAAUUGUUCGAUAUUUACGCGGAUGAGAAUUCUGGAUAUGAUGUACCAGUUUUCAGGAAUGAUCAGUUCUUGAACAAACUCAGGGCAGUCGUACCCCUGGUCAGAACAUGUGCCCGCUCUGUCGAUAGAAAGUUCAAUCCUGAACUUAGAGCAACUAUUGAUGAGGCUUACCAAAACUUCCUCUCAUUUAUACGGUAUAGACAAUCAGUUGCCUAAAUUUGGUUUAAUAAUUAGUUCUAAUUCCAACACUAUUUUUAUUAUGGAUGCAUUUACAUUUACAUUUCAC
Molecule: messenger RNA, 2216 nt
Organism: Wallemia mellicola CBS 633.66
Lineage: Eukaryota; Fungi; Basidiomycota; Wallemiomycetes; Wallemiales; Wallemiaceae
Product: ARM repeat-containing protein
Exons: 6
Coding region: 20-2146 (708 amino acids)
Biological process (GO): protein import into nucleus; ribosomal large subunit biogenesis
Source: RefSeq, a predicted model, not a curated record